Messenger RNA from Ilyonectria robusta, 2273 nucleotides. RefSeq names its product D-isomer specific 2-hydroxyacid dehydrogenase. The coding region runs from base 395 to 2119 and encodes 574 amino acids. The record is from RefSeq and is a predicted model, not a curated record. The transcript has a single exon. Lineage: Eukaryota; Fungi; Ascomycota; Sordariomycetes; Hypocreales; Nectriaceae. Gene Ontology annotation, molecular function: phosphoglycerate dehydrogenase activity; NAD binding. Gene Ontology annotation, biological process: L-serine biosynthetic process.
GCAAUCUUGGCGUGGGGAGGCCAGUAAUGGAUAUUAGUCGAGCGCGGGACGGGACACCGCAUGCAAUGCGGCCUGGUAUGAGGGGCUUCCGUGUCUAAGGCUUCAUCGUUGACCUUCGGUUGGCUGGGCUCUGUUCCGUCGGAUUGGACACGGAGAGAAUGGUGGCGGAGCGCCUCUCGUGCUCCUUAAGGCGGUGGAAGAGGGAAGAGUCAAGAGAGGGGGUCAGGGCCUAUAUCCUGCACGUCAUCUGGAUUCUUUUCUCCCGAUUUUUACUUACACGCAUCUCCACGCUUCUCAUCGCAGCUUGAAGACAUCACCCAUACAAAUCUUACAUAGUCACUACUCUCCCACCAAAUUUCUUGAUCACAUACACUGAGAUCGUACACCUACCAAAAUGGCCCCUUCAGCUACUCAUGAUCCCCCGUCGUCUGGGAGCCCAGCCCGGCCCCGGAUCUUGGUUCCCGAGAAGGUCUCUCCGGACGGCCUGGCACUUCUCACUCCCCACUUUGACGUGGACAACAAGCUUGGUCUCUCGGCGGAGGAGGUCGUCUCCCUCAUCCCUCAAUACCAUGGCCUCAUCGUUCGGUCUGAGACUCAGGUCACGGCCGACGUAUUACGAGCAGGGAACAAGCUCCGGGUCGUCGCUCGAGCCGGUGUCGGCGUCGACAACAUCGAUGUACCGGCUGCGACAACACAGGGCAUCAUCGUUGUCAACUCACCCGCUGGCAACAUUCUUGCAGCAGCAGAGCACACUGUCGCACUCCUCCUAGCGACGGCCCGGAAUCUGGGCCGUGCCGAUGGGACUGUCAAGGAUGGACGGUGGGAACGCAGCAAGCUCGUUGGCGUAGAGGUCAGCGGCAAGACACUGGGUAUCAUCGGUCUGGGCAAGGUCGGUAUGAACGUGGCCCGGAUGGCCAAGGGCCUGGGCAUGACAGUCGUUGCGGUUGAUCCGUACGCGAGCGCCGAUAUUGCGCGCCAGGCCGGCGUCCAGCUUGUCCCCGGCUUGCAAGACCUCCUACCUGUGGUGGACUUCUUGACAAUCCACACACCUCUCCUGGCAACGACCUUGGAUCUUAUUGGGGAGGAGGAACUAAAGAAAAUGAAGAAGACGGCCCGCGUCCUCAACGUGGCACGAGGUGGCGUGUACAAUGAGGCAGCGUUGAUCAAGGGCUUAGAUGAGGGAUGGAUUGCCGGAGCUGGCAUUGACGUCUGGUCCUCAGAACCGCUCCAACCAGACUCAGCAGCUGCAAAGCUCAGCAAGCAUCCCAAGGUGGUGGCAACGCCUCAUCUCGGCGCAUCCACCGUUGAGGCCCAGGAGAAUGUUUCCAUGGACGUAUGUAAACAAGUCCUUGAGAUCCUCCGUGGUGGCCUCCCCACGAGCGCCGUCAACGCACCCAUCAUCCUGCCGGAGGAGUACCGCAAGUUGCAGCCGUCUGUGCAACUGGUCGAGAAGAUGGGCCGGCUGUACACGCAGCACUUUGUGCGCAGCAAGGGUGGGAUGAUGGGCAGCCGGCGAUUCGAGUUGAUCUACCACGGCGACCUGGCAGGCAUGCCCAACACGAAGCCUCUGUUCGCAGCGUUGGUCAAGGGCCUGGUAGCGUCGUUUAGCGACUCGCACGUCAACAUUGUCAACGCGACACUCAUUGCCAAGGAGAAGGGCAUUGUGAUCAGCGAGACGCAUUCUCGCGAGGCACAGCCGCCGACGUUUGCCAACCUAGUGACGCUGCGGUCCUACGAGGCCGGCAACAGCGGGAACGAGCAAGUCAUCGAAGGAUACGCGUCUGACAAGCAGGUGUACAUCUCCAAGCUGGACCGGUUCAACGGCGCCUUCACGCCGGAGGGCACGCUCAUCAUCCUGCACAACUACGACGAGCCGGGCAAAAUUGGAGGCGUGGGGAUGGUGCUCGGCGCGCACGGCAUCAACAUCAAGUUUAUGCAAGUCGCCAGCCUCGACCCACAGCAGCAGCAGCUGGCUGCCGUGCAGGACGGGCCGUUGGAUGGACCCAAGGGCAACGAGGCGUUGAUGAUUUUGGGUGUUUUGGGGCCGGUGAGCAAUGAAGUCCUCGAAGGGCUCAGGAAUUCAGAGGGCGUUUUGGAUGUAAGUCUAGUCAAGCUGUGAGAGGAGCGCGCCUAGACAUUUUGCACUCGGGAACAUGGCGCAACCUCGGAUUGCUGUGCAGGGAGGGGAGAGGUUACAAUCGCAUCUUGUUGGUGGAUUCUGCCAACUUGCCCAGGGCAGGGAUGCUAUCAGCACCCAACACCGCAAUUUAGAC